Micropterus dolomieu (smallmouth bass) is the source of this 1240-nucleotide messenger RNA. Its product is annotated as LIM/homeobox protein Lhx8. Gene Ontology annotation, molecular function: DNA-binding transcription factor activity, RNA polymerase II-specific; RNA polymerase II transcription regulatory region sequence-specific DNA binding. Bases 1 to 1095 code for a protein of 364 amino acids. The record is from RefSeq and is a predicted model, not a curated record. Lineage: Eukaryota; Metazoa; Chordata; Actinopteri; Centrarchiformes; Centrarchidae. The transcript has 9 exons. Gene Ontology annotation, cellular component: nucleus. Gene Ontology annotation, biological process: forebrain neuron development; regulation of transcription by RNA polymerase II; neuron differentiation.
AUGCGCUGGAAAAGUGAAGUCAAAGCAGAGUGUUGCGCCGUUAGCGAGGACGAAAACGGAUCUCUGUUGUCCAACGAUGAGCUUCUCGUCAUGUGUGAAGAUUGCAAAGGAGACGAAGGGCUGCCGGGCAGAUGCACUGAGGACAGGAGAGACAUGAUGGGCGCGCCGGCGGAAGUUUUGGAUGAAGACGCGCCGUCGCUGCAGACUAUGGCAUCUGCGCCUCUGCUAGGCAGAGCGGUGUGCGCGAGCUGCAACGAGGACAUUGUGGAUAAAUAUUUAUUAAAGGUUAACGACUUGUGCUGGCAUGUGCGCUGUCUCUCCUGCAGCGUGUGUCAGACUUCGCUUGGCAGCCACACGAGCUGUUACAUCAAAGAAAAAGAGGUUUUCUGUAAACUGGAUUACUUUCGAAGAUACGGCACUUGGUGCGCGUGCUGCGGCCGGAACAUCCACUCCACAGACUGGGUCCGCCGGGCGAAAGGCAACGUGUACCACCUGGCCUGCUUCGCCUGCUUCUCCUGCAAGAGGCAGCUGUCCACCGGGGAGGAGUUCGCUUUGGUAGAGGAGAAGGUGCUCUGCAGGGUCCACUACGACUGCAUGCUGGACAACCUCAAGCGGGCCGUGGAGAAAGGAAACAGCGUUAACAUGGAGGGGGCUCUGCCCACUGAACAGGAGAUUAACCAGCCAAAACCCUCCAAGAGAGCGCGGACCAGCUUCACUGCCGACCAGCUGCAGGUAAUGCAGGCCCAGUUUGCUCAGGACAACAAUCCGGAUGCCCAAACACUGCAGAAACUGGCGGAGCAGACGGGCCUCAGUCGAAGAGUCAUACAGGUCUGGUUCCAGAACUGCAGAGCACGCCACAAGAAACACGUGAGCCCCAACCACACCUCCAGCACCCCCAUGACCUCGCUGCAGACCAGCCGCCUGUCCCAGCCCACCCCGACCCCUGAGGAGCUGCAGUACACAGCUUAUGGAGGCCCGGAGGGAUCAAUGCUGUCAGCACUACACUCCUUCAUAGACAUACACUCCCCUCCAUCCAUGUUUCAACCGCUGCUGCCCACCCACGCUAUGACCUCCUUGCCUGUGUCUCACGCCUGAGCUACACACACACACACACACACACACACCCUCAGACUUUGAGAACCAUAAAACCUUUCCUUUUCUUGAACUGCCAGUAAACCAUUACAUGUUGAUAUUCUUUGAAAACACACAAUUCACUGUUGAGCAUCUCACGUAUGAUUGA